GAAGUGAGCAGAUAGCAGAGAGAAGGGAGGAGAUUAGAGACAGGACCGAGCUGAAGAGAGAUCAGAGAGCACGAAACGGGAGCCUAGGAGUUUAGACGCGAGAGGGGAGAGAGAAGCGAGUAGCGUAAGGCCGAGCUGACUAGCGCAGCAAGCGCAUCUGCUUGUUGCCUGCUGGUCUAGCGGCAAACUGUCCUGCACGUUGCGUGAAAACCACCCACACAAACCGUCCGUUUUUUCUCGCCUGCAGAUCACCGACGGGGUGACUCUGCACGCCGCUCGUCCUCUCGGACAGCUUCCGACAGAAGGCUUUGCAGCAUGGAGAUAGAUUCAAGGGGGUCUGACAAUGAGCAGCCUGGGGGUUCCGAUGGUGAGCAGCGACAACAAGAGCCGGGGAAGAUGGAAGAUGGAAACCCCGCCUCUUCUUUUACCAUGAAUGAGCAGCGACAACACGAGCCGGGGGACAUGGGAGUUGAAAACCCCGCCUCUUCUUUCACCUUGAAUGAGCAGCGACAGCAAGAGCCGGGGGAGAUGUUGGAACAGAUCGAAACGAUUGAAACGAAUGAGACGAUGCGGAAGGUACAAGAAGAGGCGGUGGCAGAAGAGGUGGAGGGGGGUUAUCUGCUGCUUAAGGUACCAACGCACAACUCCCUGCAGUUGAAUCACACUUCCAUGGUUACCUUGUCGCGCGACUCCAUCGCACUCCCUCGAUACAGUAUCGAUCUGGGCCUGUCGAAGCAGUCUGCCGUUUCAGAAUCGAACGAGUCCUCGCCGCUAUCACGGUCGUUAUCAGACCGUCACCGUCACUGUCAACACCCGGCGUUGUAUGUCAGCCGGAUGUGAAAGUUGCCGUCGACGUUUCAGGCGAAUUCAUAGGGAGUCAUAGGGAGACUACUAUCAGCCCUGAUGCCGUCGGUUCUGCCUCUGCCGCCGCCGUUGCCUCUGCUGCCGUCGAGCUGCAUUCCUUAAAGCGCAGAGCUGACGACGGCAGUGGAUCUCCGCCUCCGCCGCCGUUUCCGCCUCCGCCUCCGCCGUCCGCGCUGACCACGGCGGAGCUCAUGGCCGCGCUGCAGCUCGCGCAGACCCGCGCAAGAACCGCGGAGGAGUCGCUCCGCGCGCUGGAGCAGGCCGUGCGAGGGAGAGGAGCGGGGGAAGCGUUGAGUAGCGCAACGGACAAUCUGCAGCCGGUGUUUGAUGGACUUAGAAAAAUCCAUGAAUCUGAGGCCCGGAGUUGGAAACAAGAGGUUGGGGAACAGCCUGGUUUGGAAAGGGAAGAGGAAGCGCAACGUGGUAGCAGGGACAGGGCUUGUAGUGAAGCAGGGAUUCAGAAGGGCGAAGGAAACAGCAUUGCAUGGGUGGAGCAGGUGUGUGACAACAGCAGAGGUGACAAUAGCAGAGGCGACGACGGGAGCAGUGAGAAUGUGGGGCGCGGCCGACCAGGAGGCUGGUCUCUUAACCCCUGUCGAGCGGAGCUUCCAGGAACGGGAGACAGGUUCCCUUCUAGCGGCGCUGGCCGAUGGCCUGCUGACGUCGACGAGCUGCGGGAGGGUCUGAGAAAGGCAACGGAGCUUGCCACAUGGCAGAAGCAGCGGGAUCAGGGAGGUUGGCGAGACCACUGGGAGGAUGAGGAGCCACGGGAGCCCUGGGAGGGACCGUUACAGAGAACACAGGAUCACUCUGUUACUAUCAACGUAGCUGGACUUGGUGUUACUUCCCUACUUCCUUCCGUACCUCCUUCCCUACCUCCUUCCGUACCUCCUUCCGUCGCACCUACCGUACCUCGUCCCAUACCUCCUCCGCAGCUGCAGUCACCUCCUGCUGACCUGUCGUCUGGCCAUCUGACCCUCCGUCUUCGACCAGGUCGCCUGUCCGCGCUGUCUCGCGUGCAUGCCUUGGCUCCUGGCUUCAACCCCUACCACCAUGCUCGGCCGUGCUAUGCUUAUCACCGUCCCGCAUUCCACACUGCCCCCUCGCCUCUCCCGUCCCAUGCAACUCUCAUGUCUCUGAAUGCCCUGACUGCUCCUUUGCCCGUACUUGCCAAUUCAGCCACCUCCUCUUCCUCCGCUGCUUCCGGAUUCUCUUCCCCGAUUCCCUCCACUUCGGUGCCGAAAUGUUUUCCAGACAUAGUUGCAGGUUCGCCAUUUUCUGCUGCUCCGACUGCUCCGUCUGCUGUAUUUGCAGCACCAGCAACAGAUGCUGAAGCAUUUCCUGCGAAUGCUUCAGCUGCGCAGCCAGCUGGGCGUAGCCUCACUUUCCCGGCUUCGCCUGCCCUCUCUUCUACGUCCAGCUCAUCCCACACUUUCCACUCCUCUCUCUCACACUCCUCCACCGUGGUUCCCUCCUCCUCCUCCCUCUCCUCCUCUUCCAUUCCGUUUGUGACACCCUGCUCCUCAUGCACCAGUUCCAUUCAAUUCCACUCUGGCUUGACAUACCAGUGCCACCAACCCUCUCAAGCAGCCUCCUCUACCCCUCACAGAAAGUCUGUGUGGAGAUCUUGUGCCAGUCAACAUCCCUCGCUUUUAUCGAGCCUGCUGAAUGCGCUGUCCCGCUUUGUCCGCCGGUCUCUUGUCCUUCCGCAGCUGCUCUUGAGGAUCCAUUACUCGUUUCUCAUCCCACACCUUCUUGGUUACACGUUCAAGCAGUUUUACGCCUCGCAAUCAUGUGAGCUGGAGGAAUCCUUGUACGAGUUACGGGGGAAUGUUUGUGACGAAGCAGGGGAGUUACCUCUGGCAAAUAAAAGGGGGGGCAUUAUGAGCUCCCCUAGAGAUUGGGAGGAGAUAGGGGUAUUAGAGGACGAAGAUUCUUGGUCGAUUGCAUGGCUAGUUCAAGUCGUUCUUGCCAUGGAAGGUGAUGGUUAGGUCGGCAAUAAGGUUUGCCGAUUCAUUGCGUAAAAUUUUCACGAAAGUU
Molecule: messenger RNA, 2904 nt
Organism: Closterium sp. NIES-67
Lineage: Eukaryota; Viridiplantae; Streptophyta; Zygnematophyceae; Desmidiales; Closteriaceae
Source: the annotation of a GenBank genome assembly